Sinocyclocheilus rhinocerous is the source of this 2209-nucleotide messenger RNA. RefSeq names its product ankyrin repeat and BTB/POZ domain-containing protein 2-like. The transcript is spliced from 2 exons. Gene Ontology annotation, molecular function: protein heterodimerization activity. NCBI's taxonomy places the organism in Eukaryota, Metazoa, Chordata, Actinopteri, Cypriniformes, Cyprinidae. Bases 468 to 1337 code for a protein of 289 amino acids. The record is from RefSeq and is a predicted model, not a curated record.
UACUCUCUCUCGCCCUCCUGCUUUCAGUCCAGUCAUGAGUUUCCAGUAAGAAGAGGCGUGUGAUGUGAAAUGAACAUCGUUGUACUUUUCUACAUCAUCUUGAAGGAUUAAUUUUACCAUAACCGUCCGAUUUAAACUCUAUUGAUGGAUUUCCACUCUAAACUUUUUAUCAAGUUCGGUCUAUUAUUUAUAAGAACUGGAUAAGAAAACCUGCGCACGUUACUACUCUUAUGGGAACGGACUUUUAGUGAGGUAAGCAAGUUUCCCCAAACCUUUUCUUUCCAGAAGAUGUAACUUAGACAUUUUAAACUUUCACACAAGGUAUUUUUGGUCUGUAGUGUAUCUAUAAAGUGCUACAUGAAUGUCAAAGAGAAGCUGAACCAGUAGAACCAGCUUGAGUUCCGCACAGCUGGAAAGUCUCCUCUGCUUUCUGGUUCCUCACAGAAAAACACCAGGAACCAGCAGGAAUGGCAGGAAUAAACAGCUCAAACAUGAAAACUCUGGAGGAUUUGACUCUGGACUCUGGCUAUGGAGCAGGGGACUCGUGUAAGUCCUUAAGCCUAUCGUCCUCCAAGUCAAACUCGCAGGCGUUCAUGAACACCCCUCACAAGGGGAACUGGUGGUACUACUCCGGCUCCAUGAACAGCAGGAACAACAGUUGGGAUACAGUCAACACGGUGCUUCCAGAGGAACCAGAGGACAUUUUCUCCAAGUUCCCACGCUUACCGGAGCUGGAGGAGUUCCCGUGGACGGAGGAGGACGUGGGGAGGGUCGUGCGUAAAGGCGCGGGGAAGGGCGCCUCGCUCUCCGCGGAGGCUGUGCGCAGACUGGCCACCCUGAUGCGCAGGGCGCUGAUCCGCAUCUCCAGAGAGGCGCAGCGGCUCAGUGUCAUGCACUGCAGAUGCACCAGGUUCGAGGUCCAGAGCGCGAUCCGUCUGGUGCUCAGCUGGGCGCUGGCGGAUCACUGCGUCUCGGCCACUGUGAAGGCCAUAUCUAUGUACAACAUGAGCGCUGGAGAGCUCUUGCGCAAGGGGAAGUCAGCUCGGUGCGGGCUCGUGUUCUCCGUCGGACGGUUUUUCCGCUGGAUGGUGGACACUCGGAUCGCGGUGCGCAUCCAUGAGUACGCGGCCAUCUGCCUGACCGCGUGUAUGGAGGCUCUUGUGGAGGAGGUGGGCGUGCGCGUGCUGAUGGCGGAGAAGGAAGGCGCGACGCCCGGCUGCGUCCUGACAGCAGAGGCGCUGGAGGGGGUCGUCAAUAAUGAUGCCGAGCUUUGGGGGGUCCUGCAACACUAUGAGCAUCUCAUCUGUGGGAAGAACGCCAAUGCAGGAAAUGACUAAAGUGCUGACCAUGGCCGUUAUGAAUGAAGAGCUUGUUUUUGAAGCAGGUGGCCUCCGUUGAAUGUGAAAGGCCACUUAGACAUCAGAGAGCGAGACCUCUGGGCCCAUAAAGGAGAGAGACCUCGGCAUUUAACACAUUCGGAUCCAUGCACAGGAACAACUGACUCGUGGUAGACCAAACACAUCUUUAUUUCCAGACUAAUGAUCCAUCAGGAAUGCAGUCUAUACGGACACCGCUGCUAUUACUGAGAGUGGAAUGAGCUUCUUCAAGAAAAAGACUUGAUCAAGAAUUUCAGUAUAAAAACACCCAAAUAAAAACCCAUCUGUUGGUCUUUUAUAGCCUGUUAGGUCUAGUUCCCGGUGUGAGGAAACUCUCUGAAAUUGAUUUUCACCUCAGUUCUACUGAAAGAGCAUCUCUUUUUCUUUCUUUCUCUAUCUUUGUCACACUUUUGUCCCAGAAGUGAUGAUCUGAGGCGAACGAGGAGAGGAGAUUCUUUAUGUGUGAGUGUGUCGGGAUGGGCUGUGGGAAAGGCAGGCGGGUGUUCAGACGGGGCGUGGACUCAUGGGAGAUUUCUCGCUUGUACUGCCAGUUUCUAAACUUACAGAAGCUCGACUAGCCGUGCUCUCAUGGUGCAAGAGCGAAAAUGAUGUGUGAAGUCCUAAGAAUACAUGGAAACGGAGUAGAAUGGACGCUUACCUAAUGUCAGUCAUUCAUAGCACAAAAUACUGAAUAAACAUUAGUGUGACACCCGAUCUGUACGGUGCGAUUUGCUAUUUUAAGCUACAUUUGGAGAACUCUCACAUAUAAGAAUUAGUUCAUAGAGAUUGUUGGCAACACAAAAUGAAUGUUUUAUGGUUUAUCUGAUUUUAUU